Messenger RNA from Acomys russatus (golden spiny mouse), 1234 nucleotides. It is a transcript of the gene Cutc, whose product is annotated as cutC copper transporter. NCBI's taxonomy places the organism in Eukaryota, Metazoa, Chordata, Mammalia, Rodentia, Muridae. The record is from RefSeq and is a predicted model, not a curated record. Bases 114 to 932 code for a protein of 272 amino acids. Gene Ontology annotation, molecular function: copper ion binding. The transcript has 9 exons.
UGGCCACUGCGCUUGCGCCUGCGACUCCGCGGGGACGCGCCCGCCCGGUGGAUCGCGCAGCCGCGGGGACUCAGUGAAAACUGAAGGCGCGCGAGGGGAGGAACGCGGGAAGCAUGAAGAAAGGGGCUUCUUACGAGCGGAAACCGGCAUGGAUACCGUCGGGGAAGGCGGGAGCAGCAAAUGGAUUUCUUAUGGAAGUGUGUGUAGAUUCAGUGGAGUCAGCUAUGAAUGCAGAAAGAGGAGGUGCUGGUCGGAUUGAAUUAUGUUCUGGUUUAUUGGAGGGCGGAACUACACCAAGCAUGGGUGUUCUUCAAGUAGUAAAACAGAGUGUCCAGAUUCCAGUUUUUGUGAUGAUUCGACCACGUGGAGGUGAUUUUUUAUAUUCAGAUCGUGAAGUUGAGGUGAUGAAGGCUGACAUUCGUCUUGCCAAGCUUUAUGGUGCUGAUGGUUUGGUGUUUGGAGCAUUGACUGAAGAUGGAAACGUUGACAAAGAGCUAUGCAUGUCUCUUGUGGCUCUUUGCCGUCCUCUGCCAGUGACUUUCCAUCGAGCCUUUGAUAUGGUUCAUGAUCCAAUGGCAGCUCUGGAGACCCUUUUGACCUUGGGGUUUGAACGUGUCCUGACCAGUGGAUGUGACAGCUCAGCACUAGAAGGACUGCCUCUGAUAAAGCAACUCAUAGAUGAGGCAAAAGGCAGGAUUGUGGUAAUGCCAGGGGGUGGCAUAACAGAUAAAAAUCUGCAAAGGAUCCUUGAGGGUUCCGGAGCUACAGAAUUUCACUGUUCUGCUCGGUCUUCUAGAGACUCGGGAAUGAAAUUUCGAAAUUCCUCUGUUGCAAUGGGAGCGUCACUUGCUCAUUCAGAGUAUUCAAUGAAGGUAACAGAUGUGACAAAAGUAAGGACUUUGAAUGCUAUUGCAAAAGAUGUCCUAGUUUAGCUAAACUUCUGAGAGACGUGGCUAUCACAGUGUGAAGGGAGAAGUUGAAUCUACAGUUCUCUGACACAGCAUUAGCCUUCCCCAUGGCUAUGGAGUAUGUGUCUAAGAAGAAAAAGAAAUUGGAACAGCAGUGCAAUCGCUUUCUUUGCUCGUCAUUGCUGUCAUCAUGGGUAAAUUUAGUCUGUGCUUCUUCCACAGAGAGAGGCUUAGUCAGUGUCCAGUGGAAUUAACUGAUGAACUCGCAAAGUUCAACUGUAAAGUAUGAAUCAGCGUUUGGUUUGAGGUCAAUCUAGUGUCACUUU